CAAAGCUAUCAGAAAGGGCCACGAACUGGAAUAACCACAUUGAUAAGAUAUGGAUGUGAAUCAAGCAACUGCUGAGCAUCACCACUAGCAUUCAUGUCAUCUGAACCAGAACCAGCAGCAACCAUCACUGCUUCAUGGAGGCAAAACGAAGAGUACUCCGGAAGAAAAGCUAUAGAAUCUAGGAUACAACAAAAUCACCGCUAGGCAUUAGAAUGACAAUUUUAUGUCAUUGAAAAUCACAGAUCCCUUGUACCAAAAUAAAAUAAAUAAAUAAAAAAACCACAGAUCGCAUUUAUUGAGAUGUUGUAGUCAAGAUCGAGGCGUUACUUGUUUGAAAUCUUCUUUCAAAUGGUGAGUUGUUAAUUUGCUUAACAAUGGUGGCUAUUAGCUUUUCCUCUUUAAGACGCCUACAAAGUUCAAUCAAUCUUUCCUUGAACAUGGAAUUAGCUAACCACAGUUUGGCUAUGAUCCUUACAAGAAAUUCUCAUAAUCCGUUUAGUAAUUUGGCUUCUAGUAGUCACCUCUUUGCUGCCAAAACCAAUGCCUCAUUGUAUCCUUGAUUCUCUAGCUUUUGCUUUGCUUCUGGAGUACUGUUCCUUUUGCCUCCAUGACCAACGUGUUGAAUAGCCGAACAUAUUCAUCAUCUGUGGGUGGCAAAUGAAACAGUGAUGGUGGUACAAAAUUUGCUGCUGGUUCUGGUUCAGUUGACAUGAAUGCUAGUGGUGAUUUUGUUGUUACGGGUGAUUGGGCUGAGAAGAUUAGCAUACUUGGAAGAGUGCGGUAGAGACAGCAUCAUAGGCUGGGCAAAAGGUUAAAGAAGUUUCUGAUGAUCUGACUCCAUAUGUUAGGGAGAGAUUGCUGGCUCUAGACAAAAUCUCAUCUAUUGGCCUAUUUGUGAUUGGUAUAAUGGCUUUGACCGAGGCUUGUGGUGUGGCUGUGCAAUCUAUUAUAACUGUUGGUGGAAUAGGAGGAGUAGCCACUGCUUUCGCAGCUAGAGACAUUCUUGGCAAUAUGUUCAGUGGUUUAUCUAUGCAGUUUUCAAAGCCCUUUUCAAUUGGAGAUACAAUAAAAGCUGGCUCAAUAGAGGGUCAAGUGGUGGAGAUGGGUCUUAUUACCACUUUAUUGCGGACUUCUGAGAAGUUUCCAGUCAUUGUGCCACACUCUUUUUUUACUAGCCAGGUUAUAGUGAUCGAGUCCCGUGCCAAAUAUCGAGCCAUUAUUACUAUAAUUCGUCUGCUAAUUGUGGAUUUAAGUAAGAUUCCCCGUAUAUCGGAUGAUUUAAAAAGCAUGCUAAGAUCAAAUGCAAAAGUUUUCUUAGGAAAAGACAUUCCCUACCGUGUCUUGUCGCGUAGAGAAAGUUCAUAUGCAGAAUUGACUGUUCGAUACAACCUCAAACACAUGGUCCCUCACUCAUCUGAAUAUGUAAUUCCUUUUUGUUAGUGCAAUGCAUUUUGAAGAUGACUUUAAUUAUGAGAAAUUGACAUACUAGCAUAAUGAAACACCAACACAUUGCCUACGGUGUGUGCUAGCGAGGAAAUACAAUA
This is a messenger RNA of Gastrolobium bilobum, 1544 nucleotides long. RefSeq names its product mechanosensitive ion channel protein 1, mitochondrial-like. The transcript is spliced from 5 exons. The record is from RefSeq and is a predicted model, not a curated record. Bases 907 to 1440 code for a protein of 177 amino acids. Lineage: Eukaryota; Viridiplantae; Streptophyta; Magnoliopsida; Fabales; Fabaceae. Gene Ontology annotation, biological process: transmembrane transport. Gene Ontology annotation, cellular component: membrane.